Hypoxylon trugodes is the source of this 2142-nucleotide messenger RNA. RefSeq lists its product as uncharacterized. Gene Ontology annotation, molecular function: zinc ion binding; DNA-binding transcription factor activity, RNA polymerase II-specific. Lineage: Eukaryota; Fungi; Ascomycota; Sordariomycetes; Xylariales; Hypoxylaceae. The record is from RefSeq and is a predicted model, not a curated record. Gene Ontology annotation, biological process: regulation of DNA-templated transcription. The coding region runs from base 102 to 1940 and encodes 612 amino acids. The transcript is spliced from 2 exons.
ACACUGACCUGUCAUCAUGUACCUCCUCAGUUCUUGUUUUCAUUUAGCCCGCUAACUCUUUAGCGUCACGUUAAUUUUUCGAAGAAAUAUUUUGUUACAAUAUGAGUGAGAACCAUCUAUUGGGUACCACGGACCCGAACAAUUCUAAAUAUGCAUGGAGAAAAAGACCAAGGAAAUUCUCAUCAAAAUCUAGAAAGGGAUGCAAGACUUGCAAAGCUCGGCGAAUCAAAUGUGACCAAGCUCGACCGUAUUGCCAUAAAUGCGUCUCGACGGGUCGUGCUUGUGAAGGUUACUCAGAGAAUCCCUGUGCCGCCGCUGACGACAAGAUCACACCUACCAUAUGUGACAGCAAUGCACAAUCACAACCUAGUCCCCAGGUCCUGGCUAGCUAUGCCAUUGCUGAUCUCACUUGGGAGGGCCAAUCGCACUCGGAAGAGCCACCGCACACCUCCGGAUCUACCUUUCCGCUGAGUCCCAGGUGUCCUCUUAUCCUAUAUCCGAACACCUCCGAAGAGUAUUUACUGCUGAACUUUUUCAGCUUUAAAACGCUUCCGCAGCUAAGUGGACAUCGGCAAUCAAUACCGUGGGCCCAAACUGUCAUCUUCUUUGCGAAUACCGCAAAAUGCGUCCAUCACGCCGCCGUCGCAUUGGGCUCGCUACACCAGGACUAUUUCUCAGAACUUUCUGGACAGAGAACCCGUCGCCAUGUCCAAAAUGAAAACCCAAAUCUUUUCGCUUUAUAUCACUAUAAUCUUGCUAUCAACCAUCUCUUGAGCUCUAGCAGCUGCUCUGGCGAUACUAUUAGGGACAAGGCUGUUACCUUACUAGUAUGUUAUCUUUUCACCUGCUUCGAUCACCUCGCCGGCAACUGCACACGAGCGUCCAAACACCUACAGAGUGGCACAGCUCUUUUGAACGAGACACGGGCGUCAAUAGGAGACUUUACGGGGAUGACUCAAUCCUCUAGCGACCAAGAGUUGAUUGAACAGAUCACCGAGCAGUUUCGAUACCUAGAUAUGCAAGAGUCAACGUUCCUCUUGGGGUGGUCCCCUCAUAAUCAACCUGAGGUUUGCAUGGAUGAGGAGGCCAGUGACCAAGUCAGCUUCGGGCCAACUGAUAUUAGACUGAAUUCUCUUGCCCAUGCUGCUAAUCUGCUGGACGAUCUAAUCUUGAAAAUUAUGGGAUUGCGUCGCUGGGAAUCUAUUUUCAGAAGGUUCAGACAGACUGGUGUAUCAGACACUAGUCCUAUUUACACCGCAACACUUCGUGGCUUUCUGAACUGGCAGGGUGAAGUAGCGGAUGAGCUAGAAGCGUGGUCGGACGGUUUUACGAUGCUGCUAAGGUCAAUUUCUGAUCAUUUAUGUGCAUCCGAUCAAUAUCUCGUAGACAUGCUGCGAUUCCAUUAUAUCGUAGCAUCAACUCUCCAUUUUAUGUCCUUGGGUACAACUGAGAUGAUGUACGACACUGUCUUGACGGAAUUUAAGACAGCGGUAUCGCUAGCCUCUUCGUUGGCAAACAAUUGUGUGGAGACUCCGGAGGGACGUGCGUCGGACACGCUGAAAAUGGAACCAAGAUUCACUCUCGAAUUUGGCAUUAUACCAGCACUUUACCUCGUUGGGAUGAAAUGCCGCAAUCCCUCACUCAGACGUGAGAUAUUGUAUAUUCUGAGGCGAAAUCCACGGCGUGAAGGCAUGUGGGAUAGCAUAUCCACGGCUCGGAUUAUUGAACGAGUAAUGCAGAUGGAAGAAGGACAAGACAGUGCGGGGUUCGAGUUAGGAGUCAAAACUAUGGCGGAUAUUUCGCAUGAUAGGCGAAUAACAAGAGCACAUUGGGGUCCUGUCAAUGGACUUUUUGGGACGCUGGGCUCCCAGAUAGAGGUAGUGUAUGACUUUUGUUCUUCAGCAAAGAGACAGCCUGUUCGUGAGACCAUUAUACUGUAAUAAGAGUCUGACCACAGCCUCUUCGAUUUUUACUAGUACACAUAUUCUGUCAGUGCGGCGGCUUUUGUUGUCCUCAACCAAUAGGAGUCUAUCCGAAGUCUUAUUACGUCAGCAUUUGGUCGUGUCGGAGUUACAAAGGAAGCGAGACUCCCUUCUAAAAUUCGAAAAUAAUUCCUUGUAUCCUAGCUAAUCUUCACUGUCA